This is a messenger RNA of Camelina sativa (false flax), 2314 nucleotides long. RefSeq names its product putative polygalacturonase At3g15720. Gene Ontology annotation, biological process: carbohydrate metabolic process. Gene Ontology annotation, molecular function: polygalacturonase activity. The record is from RefSeq and is a predicted model, not a curated record. NCBI's taxonomy places the organism in Eukaryota, Viridiplantae, Streptophyta, Magnoliopsida, Brassicales, Brassicaceae.
AAACUAAAAUCAAAGGACCACAUUUUUUUUUCGCAAUAUUACAAAAAUGAAUAAAAUGGCAAAUAUUAUUCUAUCGUUCGUAUUUUAUCCAUCCACGACUUAUAUAUUUCAUCUUUAUUCAUUUCAUAUUUAAAUCUAACUAAAGAAACAAAACUUAGAUGAACGAAUGUUUGAUAAUUUUUUUUGGUGUUUAGUCAUUUUCAUUUCGGUUUUAUCCAUCCAUGACUUAUUCGUUUAUUAUUAAAACAACAAUAAUAAAUGAUUUUUUUGGUAAUAUAAGUAUACUAGUAAUGAUAUGAACGAAUGUUUUGGGGUAUUAUUAGUCAUUUUCAUUUCUAAUGACAGAUUUAUAUAACUGUAAAAUGAAUUAGACAAAAGAUUCUUGUAAAAAUAAAAGAUUAGUGGUGCACCCCGAUUAAUCAUAUAAAUGAUUCAAUUAAUCAAAGGUAUCUUCUUUAUGAGUUAUGAUGAAUCUAUUUCUAUUUUUAGAUAAGCAAUAAUUCAUUCUUUCAAAGAAUCAAACAUUGUAGUUAUAUCAAAAACUGAAACAAUCAAGCAUAUAAGUAAACUAUUACUUUAGUCGUACACAAAACGGUUAAUUAUACUCUCUCCCUCCCAAGUUACAUGAUGUUUUUAGCAAUAUACGAUUCCUUACUUUAUCAAGAUUUCAAAAUAUCUCGAUUUUAGUUCAAGACUAAUUUCCACCUAUAGCACACAAAAUUAGUGAUUAGCGAUAAUCGCUUACCUUAAAAAAAUACAAAAACAAACGCAAUAUCUAUCAAUUAACCACCUUUCUUUAUACAAACCUAUAUACAUUUAGAUAAAUAUAGAAAUGCAUUAUCUUUCAAACUUAUUCUCAUCAUCAAGCAUACGUUGACGGCUCGUCCAAAGAUGAAAUCUUUGUUGUUCUUGGUCUUGUUAUGUUUGUUUCGAAUAAACAAUUUAGGUUUUUGCUUAGAAGAAGAAGCUCGAAAGGAUAACAACGGAGUUGGAAGCCCUGGAUUCACAAGUGUCACUAGUUUCGGAGCUAUUGGCGAUGGAAAGACCGAUGAUACUAAGGCUUUUCUUAAGGCAUGGGAAGCUGUAUGUAAAGGAAGAAGUAAAGGCAAAUAUACAAAGAUUCUAGUGCCUCAAGGGCAAACAUUCAUGCUUAAGCCUCUUGCAUUCGUCGGUCCAUGCAACUCUUCCUCUAUCUCCUUUAUGAUAAAAGGUAAUCUUGUGGCACCGAGUUACACUUGGUAUGCGGGAACAUACCCAACAUGGAUUCAUUUUGACAGUAUCAACCGCCUAGUUGUCACCGGAGGUGGCACCAUAGAUGGUCGUGGUUCUUUGUGGUGGGGUAACGUUCAUAAACGCCCCUCCGCAAUGAACUUCAACAACUGUAAUGGUCUUAGGAUUUCUAAUCUCCGGCACUUGAACAGCCCUCGGAGUCAUGUAGGACUAAGUUGUUCAAAGAACAUCGAGGUCUCGGAUCUAAAUAUGACUGCACCCGGCGAUAGUCCCAACACCGAUGGUAUUGACAUAUCAAACUGUAAAAAAGUUAACAUACACGACUCAGUGAUUGCCACUGGAGAUGACUGCAUUGCCAUUAAUAGUGGUUCAUCUGAUAUUAACAUAACCGGCAUUUUCUGUGGCCCUGGUCAUGGCAUCAGUGUAGGAAGCCUUGGAGUAAAUGGAGAUCUCGCAACCGUUGAAGAAGUUAGGGUAAAGAACUGCACUUUUACAAACACUCAGAACGAUGUCCGAAUCAAGACAUACCAGAACGGAUCAGGAUAUGCUAGGAAAAUCUCAUUCAUGGAUAUUCACAUGGUUGCAUCCGAAAACCCUAUCAUAAUCGACCAGAGCUAUCACAAUGGUGGCACAAAUGGAGGAAAGGGCAAGUCAUCUAAUAAAUAUCAAAAUUGUCAUUUGGCAAGACCAAAGUCUCAGACCGGUAAUGGCAAAGGAGUGAAAGUGAGCGACGUGCGUUACACUAGAAUACACGGGUCAUCAGCGAGCGAUCAAGCUAUCACAUUGAACUGCGAUGCAGACUUGGGAUGUGUUGGUAUUGUGAUGGACAAUGUGAAUAUGGUCUCAGCCACAACAGGUCACAAGGUGUUUGCUUCAUGCAAAAAUGCUCAUGGGUCUUUUUAUGAUUCGAAAGUGACUUGUCUUAAAAAGUACUAUCUAUGAUUCUUGUAAUAUAUCUUUUCAUGGUGAAACUGAAAUCCAUUCCAGGGAACUUGGAAGAACCAAAAAAGAAAAUGGAUUCUUCUCAUUUUUGUUAGAAGAGAACCGUUUUAAUCCCAGUUUAAUUCGGCUAGAAAAAGUUUAA